Messenger RNA from Sinocyclocheilus rhinocerous, 396 nucleotides. Its product is annotated as pleckstrin homology domain-containing family G member 1-like. Gene Ontology annotation, molecular function: small GTPase binding; guanyl-nucleotide exchange factor activity. Lineage: Eukaryota; Metazoa; Chordata; Actinopteri; Cypriniformes; Cyprinidae. The transcript has a single exon. The annotation marks the transcript as partial. The record is from RefSeq and is a predicted model, not a curated record.
GCAGAAUGUCAUCGUCUGUCUACCAGUUCGUCUGUGGGGAGUCACGAUCCACGGUCCGCAGACUGCUGCUCGCUGUCCAGCACUGAGCCUUCAGAGGACGGCUUGUCGGUCAACGCCGUGUCCACCGUCUCGUCCGAGUCAUCCAUCGAGGGCAACAGCGGCUCGCCGACAGCACGGUCCGUGGGAGCUGAUAUUGACCUGGAGCUCAGUCCUCCGGAGCUGCUCGGCUUGGACUGGCCGGUUGGGGAACCAUCGGUCACGACCCCAGACCCUCCAUCGCCGUUCGCCACCGUCACCAUGGCGCCCAACCCUCAGCUCACAUACGUGGAUCGUGUCGUCAUGGAGAUUAUCGAGACGGAGCGAAUGUACGUCAGGGAUCUGCGCAGCAUCGUAGAG